UUUGUUGUCCUAUGACUAUUGACCUCCUGUGCCUCUGCGAGAGAAAGCGCGAGAGAGAGCGAGCGAGCGAUGGUUUCGACGGCAACACUGGCAGUGGUGAAUCUGUCCCUCAUGAUGGCUUCGAAAUGGUCUAUGGCGUUUCUAUUUUUCCUCGGGAUGAUUGUUUUUGCAGCUGUGAAGAGAAGAAACCGGGAAUCAUGUUCAACCUCGUUGUUGGCAUCAUCUGGAAUCAAUCAUGAAGUAUAUCUGAGUUUUAGAGGUACAAAUACUCGCAAAGGAUUCACAGGUUUCCUACAUAGAGGUUUGGAAAAGGCGGGGAUCGAGGUCUUUAAGGAUGACAAAAACCUUCAUGGUGGAGAAGAGAUCGAGCAAGGGCUAAAAGAUGCAAUUAAGCGGUCGAGGAUCUCGAUAGUCAUCUUCUCCAAAGAUUACGCUUCUAGUAAAAGUUGCCUCAUGGAGCUGGUAAAAAUGUGGGAGUGCAGAAAAUCCCAUGGUCAGAUUAUUAUCCCGAUUUUCUAUGAUGUUAGUCCCGACGAUGUGAAACACCAGACUGGGGAUUUUGCAACGUCCUUCAAGAAACAUGAGGACGACAAAGUCAACCCAAAGACCAUCAAAACAUGCAAAAAGGUUCUUCGACAGAUCGUUGAUUUAGUCGGAUAUGAGCGGAAAGAGAUAAAUGGGGGGCAUGAGACCGACCUCGUAGAAAAAGUUGUUACACGUGUCAGGCAGGUGUUGAAGAAGGACGACCAACUUGUCACCGAAGAUCUAGUUGGAGUCGACCUUCAUGUUCAACGGAUGAUGACGAAGCUUGGUGUUGUCUACAGCGAUGGACAAGCGAAGAAAGUGUGUGGACAAGACAGACGGGUUGUCGCCAUAUGCGGAAUGCCGGGUGUCGGAAAGACUACACUUGCGAAGGUUGUCUUUAACAAGAUGCAUAAAUUGUUUGAUGGAUGUAGCUUCCUCGAAGAUAUAAAUUCGAAAGGAGUAGAGGAUUUCCAAGAAAUGUUGAUUGCUGACCUUAAAAAGGAAAAAAUUGAACCUUUGGGAUCUUCUGAUAAAGGUAUUAAAAUAAUAUCAAGUCAAUUUAGUAAUAUGAAGGUUCUCAUCGUGCUUGAUGAUGUGCAUAAAAAUGAACAAAUUGAAGCUUUAGCUGGGAAACUUUCUUGGUUUAAAGCAGGAAGUAGAAUUAUUGUGACCACAGAUAACAGUAAUGUUUUAGGUGUUUUUGACGAUGUAGCAAAAUACACGGUCAAACCAAUGGGAAAUGACCAUGCUCUUGAACUCUUCCGUAAGCAUGCUUUUCCAGUGGAUGCUCCUCCAAAUGUCCCCGAGUAUGAUUCCUUGUCGAGAGACAUCGUCGAAGCUCUUGGAGGGCUACCUAUGGCUAUUGUGCUUUGGGCAAAAAAUUUAAAGAGAAAGAAGGAAAUAGAAUCAUGGAGAGGUAUCCGGAAUUACUUACAAGAUUGUCCAUCUGAGAAAAAGGUAGAAGAUGCCUUUAAGGCCAGUUAUGAUUCUUUGGAUAAACGAACAAAGGAGAUAUUUCUCGAUAUAGCAAGUUUUUUUAUCGGAAAUGAUCAGAAAAUUCCCUGUUACAUGUGGGAGGCUUGUGGUUUCCAUCCUCCUAGAGAAGUAGAAGACCUUUGUGACAUGCAUUUAUUGGAAAUCGGAAAACAUAAUGAAUUAAGGAUGCACAAUCUGUUAAGACACUUUGGCAGGGAGCUUGUCAAGGACAAAGGUCAGCUUCAGCGCUGCAGGUUUUGGAAUCCCAGGGAAUCACUUCCCACUCCAAAUAAUGUCGAGGGUACUCUAAGUGUCAAAGGCAUUGGUCUCACAGUUGAAAUGGGUUGCACCGACAGUUUUAAUUGUAAAGAGUUUUGCAAAAUGUCGAAUUUGUGGUACCUCAGACUGGACCGGGCUAAAAUCCAGGGAAAUACUAAGGAUCUUCCUCCAAAUUUGAGGUGGCUUGAUUGGCGAGGGUGCCGUUCAAUUCCUGAGCUAUGUGAUUUGCAUUUGAAGGAAUUGGUCAUUCUCGAUCUGUCUGAGAGUAAGGUCACCAAAAAUUCAGAAUUCUGGGAACAAAUUGCGAAGAAGGUGGAGAAAUUGAAAGUCUUGAACCUACAAGGAUGUGUUAAGUUACAUGCAUCGUUUAAAUUUCCGGCUCCCACCAAUUUGGAGAUUUUGAUACUGGAAGAUUGUACCGAGUUAUCUGAAAUUGGGCCAUUCAUUAAGAAACUGAAGAAGUUGAGUUCCUUAAAUUUGAGAAAUUGCAGACUAGUCAAGCAGUUGCCCCAAGAACUGCACGGCAUGGAAAAUUUGACGGAACUUCUGAUUGAUGGAACUGGCAUCCAUCAAAUUGUUUGCCAGGAAGGGUCUUUGAAGAGUCUUAAAAUACUUAGUGCUCGUGGGUGUAAAAAUUUGAGAUUUAUAUCCACAAUUGGCUGCCUAACGGAACUCCAAAGUCUUGCUCUGGAUGGUGCUAAAUUUAAUUGGCAUCCAAAGUUUGUAUUCCCUCAGAAUCUUCAGUCUUUCUUUAAGGAAUUGUCCGAUGUUCAAAGAACUUCCAACUUCCAUCGGGAAGCUGGGGCUGUUGGAGACAAUGGACCUUUCAGACACUAGAAUCACGGAACUACCAGAGUCAGUCAAGGAAUUGAGUAAUUUGAAGAGGCUGAAGAUGGAACACACUCACCUACAAAAAUUUCCUGAGGAUAUUGUGAAGUUAAAGAAACUGGAAGAGAUAGAUUUCUGUCGCUGCAGAAGUUUGGAGGGCCAAGUUCGUUGUGAUAUUUCAGGAUUAUCCGCUUUGAGAAUUUUGAGAUUAUCGUCAUCCAGUGUGGCUGGGCUGCCUCAGGGGAUUUGCCAUCUAUCUCGACUCCAAACCCUUGACGUCCGUAAAUGCAGACAACUUCAAGCACUACCAGAGUUGCCCUCCAGUUUAGUCACUCUCUUCUGGGGAUCCAAAAUCAUGGCAGUCCCCAAAUUGACAAAUCUGACAAAUCUAAAAGAGCUAUGCUUGAAUCAUGAUGAGCAGAUAGAAGCGGGGUCAUCGAAUCAGACCCCAAAUAUGAGGUGGAUCAUGGUAUUGACAAGGCUAGAGACCUUGGAAUUGUCCCUUCCAAAUGUCACCAAUCUCCCUGGGGAUUUUCGUGGCCUUACCAAUCUCCGGGAACUCACUUUAUCCUACAUGAAAGAGCUAGACCUCACACAACUUCCCUCCUCAAACUUAUGGACUCUGCGUCUCAAACACUGCAAGAUUCCAGAGCUAAAAUUUUCUAGUCUGAAACAUCUGUCAGAACUAGAACUAGAGGACUGCGAUUUAGCACAGAUUGAUGGUCUCAAAGAUUUAAAGCUUUUGGAACUCCUGAAAGUUUUUCGUUGCAACCGAAUAACAGACCUUGACGAGCUCAAAGGAUUACCUCGUCUCAGGAAGGUGAAAGUUUUCCCUUUUGAUGCUGCCAGUCUAUCAGAAUUACGCGAACGUGGAUGUGAAGUGGACACCUUUAUCCCGCCUUCUUCUCGGUCUGUGGCUGGAUAGUCUCUGUCCUCUACGAACUACCGUUGAACUUUUGAGUCUUCGACAUGACAUCUCUUAGUCUGAGAAACCGGGUGGCCACCUCUCUAAGGGCCGCAAAAUACCCCAGGCAAAUUCUUCUCGUCAGGCGAUUGUCAGUGGCAUCAAGAAUCUUGCAUCAAAGCCAUUGCCGAAGCCUUAGGAUGCAUCAUCCAAAAGCCAUCCGCUCCCUCUCAGCUCUUCAAUCACGAAGAAAGAGAAGACGAAAAAGAAAAACAAGAUGCAGCAUCCGUGCGCAACGUUGCGAGGACUUAACGGACGUGAACCAUCACGGGCCUUCACUUUUUUCAGCUCUGCUAUUGAGAUUCGUCCUCAACACCGCCUUCGAGUUUUGCUUUUAUUUGUUUCAGUUGAUCAAGUCAUCGGUUCCCGAAUCUCCAGGAGUUCAUUAUAGGAUGGCAAAGCGAAAAGGAUUUGACGGAGAUCUAAUUAGAAGGAACUACAAGAGAGUGUGCUCGUGAUCGUGAAAUUGAGUAGGAUGAUUGCGAUGUUGAGAGAGAAAUAGAGAGAUGCGUCUUUGAAUUGAUCUGCUAAGAUACUUUUCAUCCAUCGCUCUCUUCUCCUCUUCUUAUUUGAUUUUCUUCCCUCUCGCACCUCUGGAUGUGUUGGAGAUCGUGAGUGAUUCUGUUUGUAGAUUGAUUGAUUUAGUGAAUAGGAAGUUUUAGUAAAUAGGAAAUUUAAAAUUCUUUGUAUAUCGUUUCCUUUUAUUCUCUUCCAUUCUUGCACUAUAAAUGUAAUUAAUGUGCUUGUAUACAGAUCAAUGAAUAUACAGUAAAAUUCCUCUCUUUCUCCUCUA
Molecule: messenger RNA, 4364 nt
Organism: Eucalyptus grandis
Lineage: Eukaryota; Viridiplantae; Streptophyta; Magnoliopsida; Myrtales; Myrtaceae
Product: disease resistance protein RPV1
Exons: 7
Coding region: 70-2616 (848 amino acids)
Biological process (GO): signal transduction; defense response
Molecular function (GO): ADP binding
Source: RefSeq, a predicted model, not a curated record